Molecule: messenger RNA, 2824 nt
Organism: Corythoichthys intestinalis (scribbled pipefish)
Lineage: Eukaryota; Metazoa; Chordata; Actinopteri; Syngnathiformes; Syngnathidae
Gene: stn1
Product: STN1 subunit of CST complex
Exons: 9
Coding region: 445-1536 (363 amino acids)
Biological process (GO): telomere capping
Cellular component (GO): CST complex
Molecular function (GO): single-stranded telomeric DNA binding
Source: RefSeq, a predicted model, not a curated record
UCGAAAUAGAUCAUUUGGGCGUAGAUAAUUGAUUAAAUUAAAGCAGCAUCAUUUUGGAUAAAGUUGUGCGUACAUGUGUUCCGCAAUCCGCAUGUGGCAUUGUUUCGUUUCCUUUGUACUCUACUGUUGCGGAAACUACAAAUCCCAUGCACCAUCACUUUAGGCAGGCGCGUAGUUUGAAUAUUAUUUUCCAUAACAUUUACGAAUUUGCUUAAUAGCUCUAAUACAUAUACACACAUGCUUAACCCCCAUUACCAAAAUAUCACAAAAAUAUAUUAUUUAAAAUAAUAUCACGUGAUCAUUGUUAUGGCACAAGAAGACGGAAAGCUACGCGUAGCUUGUAGUUAGCAUGUUUUCUAGCUGCCGUCUCUGUUAAAGCGCGUGAAGAUAAAUAAUGUGAUUUGGGUGUCGAAAUUAAAAAUUGGCAUUGGGCAGUCGGGUCCAAUGGAUACCAUGGAAGAGCUUCCAUCUAUGCUGUGGGGAUUGGAUCCUAUCUUUUCUGCGUUCGCCAGGCUACACAUCAGUGACAUUCACCACAUGAAAGAAUCCUGUCAAGUGCCAGAUAUUUAUUUCUACAAAUCGCAUCCGAUCUACAACGUUGAUGUUCUUGGGACAGUCGUUUAUAAGAAGGAAAGAGAGGACUUUUUCUGUUAUGGAGUGGACGACGGAACUGGUGUUAUAAACUGCCUGUGUUGGAAAAACGAUCCGAUAAAAGAGGGGGUGGAUUGUGGUAAAUCUUGGGGGAAACCAAGUGCUGGCUUUCAGGGAGGCUUUAAUCUAGCUGCUGAGCUGAAAAAGAUGAGACAGGCCCAAAAGAGCCACUGCCAUUUAGAGAUUGGGGAUCUUCUACGAAUCAGAGGACCAGUGAAGACUUCAAGGCAACAGAGAGAGAUUACAGCCUCUACCUACUAUAAAGUAAAUGAUCCAGUGAUGUCAGUCCAGAUUGAAUGGAUGAUUGAAGUUUUAAAGCUGUACAGAGAGUUCUAUGACAAACCACUUGAUUUGCAAACCUACAUGACAAAUGAGUCUCCCGUUAGUUCCCUUAGUAAAGCAACAAAUAUCCUCAAAGAUUUCUUCGAGCAGGGGUCUGUGAGCAAGUUCAGGCCUUAUGAUGUUCAGGACCUCCUGCUACCUCUGAUCACUAGUUGUACUGAAAUAGCACCUGGACAGCAGGAGCCUGUGGCGGGUCCAUCUCCAAGCCAACAACUAAGUAUGCUUCUUAAAGAGGCCCUGGAAGUUUUACAGAAUGAGGGUAUUGUGUACCGCAAGGUUAAAUCCCAGGAUGAAGUAUAUUUAGUGACUGCACAGGAUAAAGAUCUUCUAAUGGCAGUUAAAGACAUAAUCAGGGAAGACUCAAAAAGAGCAAUGUAUCGAGAGAAGGGUUGCCACAUCCUCCACAUCUUGUCUUCAGUCAGACAGCGCUACAGCUUGAACGUGAGCAAAACAGAGCUUGAGCUGGUUCUCAAAUUACUGGAGUGCAACAGUGACAUUGUUAGCACCAGAGAUAACUAUUUUACUAUUUUUGGCUUGGAUUAAGAGUUUUUACUGACUGUUUAUUAUUUAUAUAAAAAUAAAAUGAGCUAUUUAAAAAAUUGUUGUCAUACUAACUGUCAUACAUAUUAAUGAAUAGAUAUUGCUAUUAUUGCACAAAAUAAGCAAGGAACUCGAGCUGCCAUAUACCUGUCUAAAACCAACAUCUUCACGAGCUUUUCUUACACUGUUGCUGGUAUUUUGACCCAUUCCUUCAUGCAGAUCUCCUCUAGAGCAGUGAUGUUUUGGGGCUGUCGUUUGGCAACACAGACUUUCAACUCCCUUCACAGAUUUUCUAUGGAGUUGAGAUCUGGAGACUGGCUAGGCCACUCCAGGACCUUGAAAUGCUUCUUACGAAGCCACUCCUUUGUUGCCCUAGCUGUUUGUCUGGGAUCAUUGUCAUGCUGAAAGACCCAGCCACGUCUCAUCUUCAAUGCCCUUGCUGAUGGAAGGAGAUUUUCACUCAAAAUCUCUCGAUACAUGGCCCCAUUCAUUCUUUCCAAUACACAAAUCAGUCGUCCUGGUCCCUAUGCAGAAAAACAGCCCCAAAGCAUGAUCUUUCCAUCCCCAUGCUUCACAGUGGGUAUGGUGCAAUUCAGUAUUCUUUUUCCUCCAAACACGAGAAUCUGUGUUUCUACCAAAAAGUUCUUUUUUGGUUUCAUCUGACCAUAACCCAUUCUCCCAGUCCUCUUCUGGAUCAUCCAAAUGCUCUCUAGCGAACCGCAGACGGGCCUGGACGUGUACUUUCUUCAGUUGGAGGACACGUCUGGCAGUGCAGGAUUUGAGUCCCUGGCGGCGCAUUGUGUUACUGAUAGUAGCCUUUGUUACUCUGGUCCCAGCUCUCUGUGGGUCAUUCACUAGGUCCCCCCGUGUGGUUCUGGGAUUUUUGUUCACCGUUCUUGUUAUCAUUUUGACACCACGGGGUGAGGAGGGAGUUUAAAGUCCGUGUUGCCCAACGACAGCCCAAAACAUCACUGCUCUAGACGAGAUUUGCAUGGAGGAAUGGGCCAAAAUACCAGCAACAGUGUGUGAAAAGCUUGUGAAGAGUUACAGAAGAAGUUUGGCCUCUGUUAUUGCCAACAAAGGAUACAUAACAAAGUGUUGAGAUGAACUUUUGGUAUUGACCAAAUACUUAUUUUCCACCAUGAUUUGCAAAUAAAUUCUUUAAAAAUCAAACAAUACUAUUUUCUGUUUUGUUUUUCCACAUUCAGUCUCUCAUGGUUGAGGUAUACCCAUGUUGACAAUUACAGGCUUCUCUAAUAUUUUCGAGAACUUGCACAAUUAGUGGUUGACU